Messenger RNA from Fusarium oxysporum Fo47, 4458 nucleotides. Its product is annotated as WD40 repeat domain-containing protein. Gene Ontology annotation, biological process: mRNA export from nucleus. The record is from RefSeq and is a predicted model, not a curated record. Gene Ontology annotation, cellular component: THO complex part of transcription export complex. NCBI's taxonomy places the organism in Eukaryota, Fungi, Ascomycota, Sordariomycetes, Hypocreales, Nectriaceae. The transcript is spliced from 13 exons. Gene Ontology annotation, molecular function: protein binding. Bases 1 to 4458 code for a protein of 1485 amino acids.
AUGGCUCGCUUCAUUCUCAUCCUCGCCGCCCUGGCCACCGCUGCCUUCGCCAGCACCACCGCCAACAAGGCCCUCGAAAAGACCCCCGUCAAGGUCACCGAGGUCAACUACAAAGUCGGCGAGGUCUCCAAGUGCAUCACCCUCUCUCAUCUCCAAGCCCUCGGCCAAACCUUCACCAACCUCAACGCCACCGGCGACUACAAGCUCCCCGAGAUCCCAACCACCUACAUCAACGAUCCCACCGCUUGCAUCCCCGAGUCCCUCUUCGACCAGUACUUUGAGCCCAUCGUCGCCAUCUCCAAGGAGCAGAACCUUCUUGAGUCCUUUGACGUUGAGAAGGUUCACGGCCGUGAUCUUGAGGUGCGCGCUCGCAACUGUCCUCAGAUCAAGGAUGCUGCUCUUGGCCGUGUUCACUCUUGGAGCUGUGAUAGUGCGCCUCACCCUAGCUCUUGCCGAUCUUGCGCAAACUUUUCUUCUAUCAACUUUGUGGCUGCUUGUGUUGCUUGUGCGGCUAAGGCUAAUCAGGAGAGUAUCUUUUGCUGUGCUGCUGCGGCUACUACCUUUGCUACCUACUACUCUCAGGUCUGCCUUGAGAAAUCACUUGGGCAACCUCGGCCGUCUUACCCCAAAAGGAUUAUUGCCAAGAUCAUCAGCAUUCACAUCCCUGUCAGCUCGAGAAUCAUUUCGGAUCCGAAACGGCCAUCUUUCAGAGCCUUUAUCAGGUGCCUCAACCCUGGAAAAGGAAACGGAUCAAGCAGUGACUCUAUGGGCACUCCUGCAAGCAUGCCACCCGUUUCUCAAGGCAGAUUACCGGCUGGUUUGGCGUCUACAUCAGCAUCGUCGAUGUCCGUACCUUCAGUGAAUGUCGCAGUUACCAAAGAUCCUCUACCAGAAAAUGUCUCGGUUGGAUGUUCAGCCUCAAAGGCUGAACAUGGCGACACCAUAUCGGCAACUGAUUCUGAAUACAAAGAUCAGCAAGUACGGUUCCGGCAACUUUGGAAGGAGGCAAUUGAUAAUGCCAAAGCAUCGAAAGACAGUGGAAAGUUGUCAGAAGUCAUUCGAGAGGAACAAGCUUCGGCAGAAGAUGCUGAAAUUACCCUGCCAGCCUUGAUAAAGAGACUGGAGACUGAAAGGAAGCACUUUGGCACACAGAAAAGGUUGGCUGAAGCGAUGGAAAGGAUUGUCCCGCAUCUCGAUCGAUUCGCUGUUGUUGGUGAUAUCCCUGUUAGCACGAAUCCCAACCCCGCUGCCCUCCCAUGGGCCGCUAAUCUUACUGCUGGGGAAGAGAUCAGAGGCAAGGUUGUUGAAGGCAUCGCCGAAAUCACUGUUCUAGUCUUUGAAUGCAGCGUUUACCACGAGCUUUACCUAGCUUCGCCGGCUUCAAAAGACCUUCCUAUCAAUACAAACCUACGUCAGACAAUUAUCGAUGCGCUGUCUCACUGUGUAAGGUUUCUUGGAUUUGCUCUCCGUCGCCAACAAGCAGCAACAAAGGCUUUCACAGAUGUCUUUCGCCUAGAGGAUUUUACUGGAUAUUUGAAAGACUUUCUUGUUUCGAAAGACAAGCUACAUGAUGCUAUUUCACUAUGUGAAAUGCAUCAUAGCUCCCAAAGCCGAGAUCAACUCAGGUCUUUGCAUAAUUUAAUGGUCGAUAUGAGGCUAGAGUCCAGUGAAAGGGCGGAAGAAAAGGGAACGCGAGUACAGGUUCUUGAUGACAUAGAACAAUGGGCUCACAAUCCCUCAAGUCCGACCAUCUGUUGGCUUCCAGGUCUUGCUGGUACAGGCAAGAGCACAAUUUCUCGUACUAUUUCUCGAAAACUAAAAACCAAAAGCCUCGGCGCCACCUUCUUCUCCAAGAAAGGUGCAGGCAAUCGAGGAAAUGGCCGACAUUUGUUCUCUAUACUGGCAUAUCAACUCGCCUUACACCUCCCUCCCAUCCUUCCCCAUAUCUUGGAGGCUGUGAAGGAGGAUCAUUCGCUAAACAUGGCACCUAUUCAAAUCCAGUGGCAGAAGCUGAUCCUAAAUCCACUUGUCAAAUUGCAAGCCGAGGGGCUUACCAAACCUAUUAUUUUCGUUCUUGAUGCGUUAGAUGAAUGUGACGAACAAGACCGCGGAGAGAUCUUUCGUUUGCUACUGGCGACAUGCCCGGGGAUACUGAGAGUCUUUCUCACCAGCAGACCAGAGCUUGAUAUCAUGGGUCACUUUGCCAAUGAACAGCUUCACAGAGAAAUCGUGCUUCAUAAACUCCAGGUUGGAACUAUAGAAUGCGACUUCCGUGUUUACCUCCGCCAGGCUAUGGAGAGUUUUGUGGUGGAAUACAAUCGCACUCAUCACCAGAAGCAUCUGCAGUUAUCUUCAGAUUGGCCGGGAGAGGAACGAUUCCAGUUACUGCUUCACAAAGCCCUACCAUUAUUCAUCGUAGCUGCAACUUUUGUGUGCAUGAUCUGUGAUAGACACUGGGCAAAGAGUCCUGAUUAUAAAAUUGACUUCAUCAUCGAUAAGUCAUCGAGAGUCAAUCCUGCGUAUGAGACUCUGUACAAGCCUGUCCUGAGCCUCAUAUUGAGCGGCGCGCCUGAUGAAGACCAGGAUGAAGUUGAAAAGAGUUUUGUGGAUAUCAUUGGCUCUCUUGUCUUGCUCGCGAGUCCACUGUCGAUAAUUCCACUAGCUAAGCUUCUGGGCGUUGAUACAUGGUCUAUAUCCAGUCAGGUCGACCCACUGCGUUCUGUGAUCGAUGUUCCUGAAGACGAUGGCCCUCUCCAGCUAUUUCAUCGUUCCGAGAUUACAUCCUUAGUUGAUAUCUGUGGACUUUUGUCACCUGGGAAGAGUCACUCAGACAUUGAACCAUUUACUAUCGAUGAGCAUUUGUCCGUAGAGAUCCAGCGUAUUCAUGACGACGAUGAUGCGUAUAGCUUCCUUCCCAUAUACCACUCCGGAACCAUCUUCAGCCCAAGAGCAAGUAUUGCUCCCACUUCACUCGAAGACCGUCACUACCCGGACUAUAUCAUGCAGCCCUCCAACAUAGAUCCUAACUGGCCACAAAGCCAAACUCUCCAGGUCCUUGAUGAAAGACUCGCACAAAUAGCCUUUCUUCCCUAUAUCAAGCUAGCCUCAAUUGGGCACAUGGGAGAACUUAGAAUUAGGGACCAGAGGUCAUGUUCUCGUCUGCAUAGCCUACGCCACGGGUUUAAGUGGGGCUUUGUUUGGAAUCUUGACAGUGGUGCAUGCGUUAGGAGUUUCCCCCUAACGCGUUGUUCUGGUGCUGAAACUAUCGCAUUCUGUGAUGAUCGCAAGUUUAUUUGCUCGAUCUGCACGCGUGAUCUUAAAUGUGUAGCGUUUAUCCAUAGCCUCGACACAGGGAAAUGUGUUUCUGACUUUGAGAUACCAGACAAACCCAGUCCUAUACUCUUGUCACCGAAAGGUCAGUGGAUAGCAGCUAUUGCACAGAAAUCUAUGCUUCUUUCAGAGUGGAGUCAUUCCACAAAGCCGUCCUGGACUGUCCUAGGACCUCAACAGGAGCAUGAUAUAGUAAGCUUCUCAAGCGACGGUACAUUGGUCGCUUCACUAUCAUCGACAUCGAAAAUGGUCAAGACACCGAUCGUCCAUGACCAACUGGCUCUCAAUCAAGACGGGUUGGUAAUCAGUCUUGAUAACUAUCGGACUCUCGUCCUUGACAUGAAGACAGUGGCCGUUUCCAAGACUACCCAGACAUGCAUAGCAGCUGCGAGUGGUGCACCGGUAUUUGCCAUAUUGAAAGACACAGCGGUUGAGAUUUGGGACACCAACCCUCUACGUCAUGUCAACACCUUCGAACGGACGUUCAGUUGUCUUGGAGAGCGUUAUUACUGCCUGGCCAUCUCUGCCAACGGUGAACGACUGGCUGUUGGGUCGUCAGAGCCAGGUACAGUUGAGAUCUGGGAUGUGAAAAAUGCAGUUCUUCAGCAUUCACUUGAAGUUCCGUUGGCAAACUUUUCUUGUAUCGCUUUUUCACCGGACGCUGCCAAAAUUGCCUACACUCUCUGGGAAACCAUCGAGGUUCGCUGUCUCCCUGGACUCGAAACACUGACUGUUGAAUCUGAGAUGAAUCGCGGAGUGUCAUUCAUACGCACUCUGACUUUUCGUGGUGGACGACUCAUAGGAGUAUAUAUGAACACCCAUGUGCAGGUCUGGGAUGCAUCUACAGGGAAAAGUAUAUUUCUUUUGCAGCCAUCUCCGGAGCUCCCGCUAUCCAACUUGGCGACCAGUUUUCUCAACACUGAUGCGGUUGUUCAAGGCGGUUGGGCUGGCGAUGACGUACUGGGAACAUAUUACAUUAAUCAGGACCCUGCUUGGGUUAUGAGGAAAGGUGAGAGGAUCCUCUGGCUGCCACCAGAUUACAGACCCGGGUCCGUAUACAUGUCAGGAACGGCGAUGGUCCUGGGAACUUUUUCUGGGCAUGUACCAUUCCUGUACCUGAAGGAAUAG